AUGGCUCCAUCCCCGAGGAGGCACUGUAGAUCAGUGUGCGCUCUCCGUGGUGCUGAAACCACGGGAGCUACUGGUGCUGCUGCCGGUGGCUUUACCAAAUCUGCCAUUCAGAUGCCACUGCUGCCUCCACAAUGUCUCUUGCUGGUGCUGGGUUUGGGAUUAGGACCAGGUCUGGUUCGUGGAUCCAGGGGAACAAUAAUAGAGCAGCCCAAUAAUGGCACAUCACUAUCCAUCAUGGGCUUGAUGCCUCUCAAUGAGACAGCGGCAAAAGGUAAAAUUGGAAGGGGUAUCCUACCUGCUGUGCAGUUGGCUAUUGAUCAGAUCCGCAACGAAUCCCUGCUUCAACCUUACUUCCUGGACCUAAAGCUUUAUGACACAGAGUGUGAUAAUGCAAAAGGGCUGAAAGCAUUUUAUGAUGCAAUAAAGUAUGGACCAAAUCACUUGAUGGUCUUUGGUGGAGUAUGCCCCUCAGUGACAUCUAUCAUUGCUGAAUCUCUUAAAGGAUGGAAUCUAGUUCAGCUCUCUUUUGCAGCAACAACACCAGUUCUUGCGGAUAAGAAAAAAUAUCCUUACUUCUUCCGGACAGUACCAUCAGAUAACGCCGUUAAUCCAGCAAUUGUGAAAUUCCUGAAACAUUUUAAGUGGCAAAGAGUAGGAACAUUAACUCAGGAUAUACAAAGGUUUUCUGAGGUGAGAAAUGAUUUAACCGGUGAGCUGGAAGACUCAGAUAUCCAAAUCGCAGACACCGAAAGUUUCUCCAAUGAUCCAUGCAUCAGUGUAAAAAAACUAAAGGGCAACGAUGUUCGGAUCAUUAUUGGCCAGUUUGAUGAACACAUGGCAGCAAAAGUCUUCUGUUGUGCUUAUGAUGAAGAGAUGUAUGGCAGCAAAUAUCAGUGGAUUAUUCCUGGAUGGUACCAAGCACUGUGGUGGCAGCAAGCCAAUUCUUCCACCUGUUUAAGUAAAAACCUUCUCACUGCCAUGGAAGGAUACAUUGGGGUGGAUUUUGAACCUCUUAGUACAAAACAAAUAAAGACAAUAUCAGGAAGGACACCGCAGCAAUAUGAAAAAGAAUACAAUGAAAAACGGUCAGGCGUGGAGCCCAGUAAAUUUCAUGGUUAUGCCUAUGAUGGAAUAUGGGUAAUAGCGAAGACUCUGCAUCGAGCUAUGGAAUAUCUUCAUUCGAGCAACCGCCAUCAACGGAUUCAGGAUUUUAACUAUACAGAUCACAAACUUGGGAAGAUUUUUCUGGAUGCCAUGAAUGAGACAAAUUUCUUUGGUGUAACGGGACAAGUUGUGUUUAGAAAUGGAGAAAGAAUGGGUACUAUCAAAUUUACUCAGUUCCAAGAUGGAAAAGAAGUGAAGGUGGGCGAGUAUAAUGCUGUAGCUGACAGCCUGGAAUUGAUCAAUGACACCAUCCGGUUUCAAGGGGUUGAACCACCAAAGGAUAAAACCUUUGUCAGAAUGCAACGGCGACAGAUCCAUUUGCCGCUCUACAGUAUUCUUUCUGCAAUCACCAUUAUUGGCAUGAUCAUGGCUAGCACAUUUUUGUUCUUCAACAUAAAAAACAGAAAUCAGAAGUUGAUUAAGAUGUCCAGUCCAUAUAUGAAUAACCUAAUUAUUCUUGGGGGAAUGCUUUCCUAUGCUUCUAUUUUUCUUUUUGGUCUUGAUGGAUCCUUUGUCUCGGCAAACACUUUUGAAACAUUAUGCACUGUAAGGACCUGGAUUUUGACAGUUGGUUAUACAACGGCUUUUGGAGCUAUGUUUGCAAAAACCUGGAGGGUUCAUGCAAUUUUCAAGAAUGUAAAAAUGAAGAAAAAGAUUAUCAAGGAUCAGAAAUUGCUGGUGAUUGUUGGUGGAAUGCUUCUUAUUGACUUGUGCAUCCUGAUUUGCUGGCAAAUAGUCGAUCCACUUAAAAGAACAGUAGAAGAAUAUAACCUUGAGCCUGACCCUGCUGGCAGAGACAUUGCAAUUCUUCCUUUCUUGGAGCAUUGUGAGAAUACUCACAUGACCAUCUGGUUAGGAAUUGUUUAUGCCUACAAAGGUCUUCUUAUGUUGUUUGGUUGUUUUCUGGCCUGGGAAACACGAAAUGUAAGCAUCCCAGCCCUAAAUGACAGCAAGUAUAUAGGAAUGAGUGUAUACAACGUCGGGAUUAUGUGUAUUAUAGGAGCUGCCGUCUCUUUUCUCACAAAAGACCAACCUAAUAUCCAAUUCUGCAUCGUGGCUUUAGUCAUCAUAUUCUGCAGUACCAUUACACUAUGUCUAGUAUUUGUGCCAAAGUUAAUUACAUUAAGAACAAACCCAGAUGCAGCAACUCAGAACAGAAGGUUUCAAUUCACGCACAACCAAAAGAAAGAAGACUCAAAGACAUCUACAUCGGUUACAAGUGUGAAUCAAGCUAGCACAUCCCGAUUAGAAGGGCUGCAGUCAGAAAAUCAUCGAUUACGGAUGAAAAUAACAGAGCUAGACAAAGAUCUUGAAGAGGUUACAAUGCAACUUCAAGAUACUCCUGAGAAAACCACAUACAUUAAACAGAACCACUACCAGGAUCUGAAUGAUAUUCUCAGUAUACGAAACUUUACAGACAACAAAGAUGGUGAAAAAGCAGUUUUAAAAAACCACAAUGAUCAAAAUACUGCUGCACAAUGGAACACAAUAGAAUCUUCCAGAACCAGUAAAGAUCCUUUAGAAGACAUUAAUUCUCCAGAGCACAUACAGCGACGACUGUCUUUACAACUGCCCAUUCUCCAUCAUGCCUAUUUACCCUCAAUAGGUGGCGUGGACGCAAGCUGUGCCAGCCCAUGUGUCAGUCCAGGCGCCAGUCCUAGACACAGACACGUACAGCCUUCCUUCCAAGUCAUGGUCUCCGGCCUGUAG
This is a messenger RNA of Bombina bombina (fire-bellied toad), 2874 nucleotides long. RefSeq names its product gamma-aminobutyric acid type B receptor subunit 2 (gene GABBR2). The record is from RefSeq and is a predicted model, not a curated record. Gene Ontology annotation, biological process: gamma-aminobutyric acid signaling pathway; G protein-coupled receptor signaling pathway. Gene Ontology annotation, molecular function: G protein-coupled GABA receptor activity. The coding region runs from base 1 to 2874 and encodes 957 amino acids. Lineage: Eukaryota; Metazoa; Chordata; Amphibia; Anura; Bombinatoridae. The transcript is spliced from 19 exons. Gene Ontology annotation, cellular component: membrane; G protein-coupled receptor heterodimeric complex.